Pomacea canaliculata is the source of this 2716-nucleotide messenger RNA. RefSeq names its product aspartate--tRNA ligase, mitochondrial-like. Gene Ontology annotation, molecular function: aspartate-tRNA ligase activity; ATP binding; nucleic acid binding. The transcript has 18 exons. Gene Ontology annotation, biological process: aspartyl-tRNA aminoacylation. NCBI's taxonomy places the organism in Eukaryota, Metazoa, Mollusca, Gastropoda, Architaenioglossa, Ampullariidae. The record is from RefSeq and is a predicted model, not a curated record. Gene Ontology annotation, cellular component: mitochondrion; cytoplasm. The coding region runs from base 519 to 2462 and encodes 647 amino acids.
AUUGUCCUUUUCGGUUGACCUGUGCACCUUGAUCUUGCUCAAUUUUUCAUCGUGUGUGUGUGAUUGUGAAUGACGGGGCUUAAUAAAAGCGUAAUUCUUUCACAACGCACUCGGUCAGAAUUUAAGCUUCUAUUUCACUGAAAUAGAUUCUACGCAAUAAGUUUAAGUCACCACAAACUCCGCAUGAGGCAAGUGGUCGAAUCGACUCUGAGCCUUCGAACUAUGCGUGGUCGAAUCGGUUGGUCGAAUCGACCGGUGAGCCAAAUGCAUGCACAUCUCCGAAAAGGCAGCUAGUGACUUCCCCUUAUACAGGGAUAGCCUUUUCACGUGUUGUGCAUUUACACUUUGUCACGUUUGGAAAAACAGCCUUUGCGCUUUCAGAAAUCACUUUCCAGUGUUCAGCAAUUUAUAUUUUGUUUGUUUUUGGGCUGACAUCUUGAAAAUUGUCGAGAGUACACUGUCACAAUCCACUAAAAACUUUCAUUGAGAUCCGACUUCAACUUAUUAAGUAUUCUAACAUGAUUGCUUUGAUAUCGUCAGGGUGCACGAGACAUAUACUUUCUUGUCUAUGUCGAUUACCGAGAAAGAGAGAAAGUCGCCGAAUGCUCACUUCACUUUUUGUGAAUUCCAGCCUUCUCAGAAACUAUGCAGGCAGUGCGAGAUUGACAUCAGGAUCAUUAAGGGAUCUGAAAUGCCAUCAUACUGUAGGUGCCUCAAGCUACACAAACCGAACACACCUGUGUGGAGAACUACGAUUAAAGGAUGUGGGACAGAAGAUUACGCUCUGUGGGUGGCUGCAGUUUUUUCGACUGAGGCAGUUCCUGAUUCUGAGAGACUGGCAUGGCACCACACAGUUGGUUAUUCCAGAACACAAGAAGCAAGAACUUGAAGAUGUAUUGACCAAUUUGACGGUGGAGUCAGUACUCAUGGUGAAUGGCACUGUAAGGGCUAGACCUGCAGAACAGCAAAAUGAAAAAAUGGCCACAGGACAAAUUGAAGUGGAAGUUUCAGAUCUGUGGCUGCUAAAUCCUCGUCAGCUGCAGUUGCCUUUUGAGUUAAAGGAAUUUCAUAAGGUAAAAGAGUCACUGAGAAUGGAAUACAGAUAUCUAUAUCUUCGCCAGUCACUGAUGCAGAAUAAUUUGCGUUUGCGCUCAAGAAUGGUGAUGAAGAUGCGAGAAUUCCUAACAAACAAGCAUGAUUUUGUGGAGGUGGAGACACCAACAUUGUUUCGUCGAACCCCUGGGGGUGCAAAAGAAUUUUUAGUUCCAACCCGUGAUCCAGGAAAGUUUUAUACUCUGCCCCAGAGUCCACAACAGUUUAAGCAACUCUUGAUGGUUGGAGCCAUAGAUCGUUACUUUCAAAUAGCACGGUGUUAUCGUGACGAAGGAGCAAAGCCAGACAGGCAACCAGAGUUCACUCAGGUUGAUAUAGAGAUGUCUUUUGUGACUCAAGAAGGAAUAAUAUCCCUCAUCGAAGGUUUACUGUCAUCAUCCUGGCCUGAGGAGAAAUUAACAUUCCAGGUGCCUUUUCCUCGUAUGACCUAUCAUCAAGCCAUGUCAUUGUAUGGUACUGAUAAACCGGACACCAGACUUUCAUGGACGAUUAAGGAUGUCAAAGAAAUCUUCUCGGAAGAGAUACCACCUGCACCAGUAAUUCAAGGUCUUCGUAUACCAAAAGGGGGUAAAUAUAUUUCCAGUAAGGAGGUUGACGAUAUUGUGAAGUUUAGUAAGCAGGGUUUCUCAGCGAACCUUUUAGCCACCAAAGUGAAAGCAUUGACCAGUACUUCCAAAUUAUUUUCAAAACAUCUGUUUGAAAAACAUCACAAGAAGCUGGUAGCCAUGUUGGAACUGGAAGAGGAAGACAUUUUGUUUCUUAGUUUUGGUAACCAAUAUGAACCGCACAUGGCUUUGGGAAAGGUCCGUCUGAAGUGUGCAGACAAAAUGGAAGAGAAAGGUGUAACUCUGAGAAACAAAGAGAAGAUGCAUUUUCUCUGGAUUCAAGACUUCCCUUUAUUUCUUCCUCGUGAAGAUGGCAGUGAAGGUUUAGAGUCAGCUCAUCACCCAUUCACAGCACCACACCCUGAAGACCAGGCUUUGCUUUACACCUGUCCCCACAAGGCACGAAGUCAGCAUUAUGACCUGGUUUUAAAUGGCCAAGAAAUUGGAGGAGGAUCCAUUCGUAUCCACAGUGCCCAGCUACAACGUUACGUGCUUAACAACAUUUUGAAGGAAGACAGUACACAGCUGGAACAUCUUUUAACUGCUUUGGACAGUGGAUGUCCUCCUCAUGGAGGUAUAGCUCUUGGGCUUGAUCGUCUAAUGGCUAUUGUCUGCCAAACAGAAAGUAUACGGGAUGUGAUUGCUUUCCCAAAAUCACAUGAAGGCCGAGACUUGAUGAGUGGUGCUCCAACAUAUGUUUCACAAGAUGAACUUGAUAUUUACCAUAUUUUUGUCAAGAAAUGAAAAAGGGGAACUAGGCCUAUGUUGACAAUUGUAGAGAGAAAAUUUCUCAUAAUCAUAACCAAUCUUUAUAGUGACAUGCUGUGAACUGUGGGAUAGUUUGAUGUCAAAAGAACAUUCACAGACAGUUGACAGAGUGUGAAACAUAAUUUCAAUAAUAAUUGAAUUAUUAUUAAAGAGCACAUUUCCAGUGGUCACCAAAGGUAAAAAAAAAAAAAAAAGGUCGAACACAAGAUAAUAAAGACAUUUUCCAAAUA